AUGGACCUCAGAGUAGGGAAGAAGUAUAGAAUCACGAAAAAGAUUGGAGGAGGAUCGUUUGGCGAUAUUUUUCAUGGUGUGCACAUUGGCACUGGGGAAGAAGUUGCUAUCAAACUUGAAUCUGUUCGUAGCAAGCAUCCCCAGCUUUUGUACGAGUCAAAGGUGUUGCGUUACCUCAAAGGCGGGGUCGGGCUACCAGAAGUCCUUUGGUAUGGGGUUGAAGGAGACUACAAUGUGAUGGUGAUCGAUCUUCUCGGCCCAUCUCUGGAAGACCUCUUCAAUUUCUGCAACCGCAGAUUUAACCUGAAGACCGUUCUGAUGCUUGCCGACCAGAUGCUGAGUAGAAUAGAGUAUGUGCAUUCCAAAAGCUUUCUGCAUCGAGACAUCAAACCAGACAACUUCCUCAUGGGCGUAGGAAAGAAGCUCCACAUGGUCCAUAUCAUAGAUUUCGGACUGAGCAAGAAAUAUCGCGACCCCAAAACCUUAGAACACAUUGCUUAUCGUACCAACAAGAACUUGACAGGCACAGCAAGGUAUGCAAGCUUGAAUACUCACCUGGGAAUCGAGCAAGGAAGGAGAGAUGAUCUCGAGGCUCUCGGAUACGUGUUCAUGUACUUCCUCCGGGGCAGCCUGCCCUGGCAGGGUCUGAGGGCUCAUAACAAGAAGCAGAAGUAUGACAAGAUCAGCGAAAAGAAGUUGACAGUUCCUAUUGAGCAGUUGUGCGCUGGUUUCCCCGAGGAGUUCUGUACGUACCUCAACUACGUAAGGAAGCUCAAGUUCGACGACAAGCCUGAUUACGCCUACUUGCGCAAACUGUUCCGGGAUGUUUACACCAGAGAAGGCUUUGAGUACGACCACGUCUACGAUUGGACCACCCUCAAGUCUCAGCAGUCAAAGACAGGAUCGAGCACCAAUGUAUAUAAUGAGUUCCUCGCGAAUCAAGUGCAAGGCAACAUGGGCAUGCCUCAAGGGCAGGGUGGAGUCGCAAACAUGCCUGGGGUCAGAGUGCAGGGAGGAGAGCCGCAGAGCUCGCUCCAAGUCUGA
Messenger RNA from Guillardia theta CCMP2712, 1044 nucleotides. RefSeq lists its product as hypothetical. Gene Ontology annotation, molecular function: protein serine/threonine kinase activity; ATP binding. The coding region runs from base 1 to 1044 and encodes 347 amino acids. Lineage: Eukaryota; Cryptophyceae; Pyrenomonadales; Geminigeraceae. Gene Ontology annotation, biological process: peptidyl-serine phosphorylation; signal transduction; endocytosis. The record is from RefSeq and is a predicted model, not a curated record. Gene Ontology annotation, cellular component: cytoplasm; nucleus. The transcript has 4 exons.